GAGGCCAGGGAUUGAAUCCACAUCCUCAUGGAUACUAGUUGGGUUUGUUACUGCUGAGCCAUGACAGGAAUUCGGUACCUUUUUAUUUCUAACAUUAUGAAUUAAUCUGCCAUUGCACAGCAACCAUUUGUUUACCAAGCAGAGAUUUUCCUAAUUUGUGGGGUGUCUGCGGUGAUGGGGGAGGCCUUGAGGUAGGGGAGAUGCUGAGCAGACUAUGAGGGAGAAGCAGAUGGUGUCCUGAGUCCACAGGAAAUCCCCGAUUUCCAAGGCAUUUCUUUGCUCAGCUGUAUUUUUCCAAAGUUGUAUCUGCAUCCUCUCUAGUUUGCAGAGGGAAAUUUUGUUUUAAUCUGAAGAAGAACAAGGAAGUGAUAACUAAGGUCUGGAUGAAGGGAAGAAAUAGCAGAUAAAAAGUAGUGUUAGCAUAUUUUGAUAGGAUUAUAGGAGAAGCUGGAGUGAAAUGUGAAAAUUCUCGGCCUAUCUUGAAGAAAUCGAGGUAUAAAAUGCUCUUUUCCCCCCUUCUUGGAUGGUUACAAAAGGCAGGGGAGGCCCAGUCCCAAAGCAGCUGCAGGCUCUGGUCCAAAGAGCAGACUAUGGACAAGGCAGUAGGAGGGGCAGAGCUGAGUCAUCAGCACAGCUUCUCCUAUAACCGUGAAAACCAGAGUGGAGGGGUCACAGGAUGAAACCAUCAGACCUGGGGCAAUGGCAGGUCCCAGAAUGACUAGACAAGCCGGGAGACAGGCUUGUGGGCAGGUCAGGUAGAUGCGGAAUGAGUAGCCUGAGAUCAGCUGUGGAAGGUUCAGAGCUGGGGGGGAAGCCAAGACGAGAAAAACAGAGGCCCAGAGAAAUGGAAUGGAUUGCACAUCAGGCCAGACCCGGGCCUGGAAUGUCAGCCUCCCAGGUUUUCCGCCGUUUCCGUUGCCUGGAAGUUGGUUCUUGUUUUCCAGGUAUGCCCUUUCUUUUUGCCUCCCCACCCUGUCAUGCGUCACCUUGCAGAACUCACUGCCCUGUCCCCAAAGUCACUUCUUUGUGCUUCUGCCCAUCAGUCAGCUGGUGAGUAUGGAGAGCGCCUCAACCGCGGCAUCUCGCUGGGCGGAAACCGGGAGCUGAGUCAGCAACGCUGAACCGCCUUUGGAACAAACACCACACAGCGCAUCCACGGGACACGGCGUGGAGGCAUCGGGAGGACGUUUUGGAUGCUCAGCCCGACCGGGAUGUUCAGCGCCUGGAGAGCGUCCAGGGGAGAGCGAAGGGCACGGCGGGUGGGGUAAGAGGAGACCAAAGGAUGCUGGUGACGUGGCGGAGAGGCAAGGCUCGUCAUGCUGGACUUAUGCUCCAUCCCGGACCGCGUCGCGAGGAACUGGCACAAACACUCCCUACCAGGGUUCUCAAACCUCUUUAAACCAUAGCCUGCCUAGGCAGGGCAGAAGACCUGCCCCACCUGCUCCUGCUUGACAGAGAAGCAGAAACAAGCGCAAUGAGAAUUUGGAGAGGAAUAAAGUAACCAUCAACAUGGUAACAUGGCAGAAGUUAGGUGAAAGCCAUAGGAUCAGCAAGAGAAACCAAACACUGCCUAAUACCAGAGCAGCAACUCCGAAACCACUCAGAUCAAUCCUGAGGAUCCUGGACCCUGGGAUCCCAGCUGCUGGCCUGCAUGGGCUUCCUGCCUCCAGCUUCUCCGAAGACUUCGGUAAAUCCCAGCCAUCUCGUAAUUUUGGAUGACAAAGGCCGGGUCAUGAGUGAGAAGUAAGAAUGGGACUUAAUGGGCUCUUUUGCAGGAGUUCGAGGCCUCUCAGAGGACACUCAUGGUCUGUUGCUUUACACGCCUAACCCAGACUUUAGAUGGUAGAGAGGCGGGGUGGGACGGGAGGCAGCAGGACCAUAAGAAUUGCCGUCUCUGUGAAUGUUUUCACGAUGAGCUUCCGGGCCCUUGCCCUCGCAGCAGUGGAUGGAGAACGAGAGAAAAGGAAGCGUCUUUACCCUCCUUCCCCCUCACUCGGUCAUUUCUGGGCGUGUAUCCGAUCCCACUCAGUCAUCCCUGUCACCUCCUGACUCAGUCUUUCUCUCUGGCAGGAGCCAGCUUGGCUGGGGGUCUCUCAGUGCCAUCUCCUUCAGGAAAUGUCCCUGUUCCCCACGGAUACUUUCUAAGGGUAAACAGGGGCUUGCUCUGUGUUAGGCCUCUGCCAUUCACUUCGCUCUCCUGAAACUUCCCACAGCCUUGCCAGGUAAGAAAUACGCCCCUCUUUCUGUAGAGGAGAAAAUAGUUGAGGUCUCCUGGAAGCUGGACACCUUGCUCCUGUCCCGGCUAGUGACAGGAGCAGGACCCAGCCCUCGGACCACCCAGCCUCAGAGCCACACCUGGUGGGGCUGGGGCUCCCCGACUCCACUUCUGCUUCCCCUUCUCCACCAGCUCCUGUGCCCUGACAGGGGUAGGCUCUGCUUUGGAAAAACUGUCACUUUACUUCACCUCCUGACCCCAACACUACUUCCAAAUGUAACUACUGUUAUCCAUGUCGAGAAUAUUCCUUCAGACUCUUCUAUGUGCACAUAGGAGUGAGUGUGUGUGCACACGUGUGUGUGUGUGUGAAGUUUUUCUGACUGUUCAGAGUUCUGUAAUCUACAUAUCUUUAUUCUAAAUCACUGACCGUUCCAAAUCGUAGAUUGCAAAGGAGCAAGAUAAGUACACAUUUAAAUCAGUAUACACAGCACUUGCCCAAAGGAACACCCACUCUUGGUGAUUUUUAGGGGCACUUGAGUUGGAGAGAGAGGUGGAAGGCAGGAUCCCUCUGUGGAGACCUGAGGUCGCCAAGGAAGAGAGUGAACGGUGACCAGCUCACCAGCCCUGUGGGAGUGCAUAGGAUGUGUGUGUGUGUGUGUGUGUGUGUGUGUGGUGCCGAGGGAAGGGGAGCAGCGGGGGGUGGGGGGGGAGCUGGGAGGCAGGAGGCGGAAUGUGGGCUGGGCCAAGUUUAGAAUUACAAGUGCCGCAGAGGAGUGGGAAUCACACUUUAAAUAGCCAGCACCUCCCCUUCCCCCUAGAUAUUCUCCCCUCUGACCAGACCUCUGGCAGUGACUGCACUAAGGUUGGUGACAUUUUCUUCUCUUCUUUUCCUGCUUCCAGGUCUCAGACAGCAGGUGGAAUGGAUAGCAGGGUUUCAGGCACAACCAGUAAUGGAGAGACAAGACCAGUGUACCCAGGCAUGGAAAAGGCGGAGGAGGAUGGCACCCUGGAGCGGGGCCAGUGGACCAACAAGAUGGAGUUCGUGCUGUCCGUGGCCGGGGAGAUCAUUGGGCUGGGCAACGUCUGGAGGUUCCCCUACCUCUGCUACAAAAACGGGGGAGGUGCCUUCUUCAUCCCCUACCUCAUCUUCCUCUUCACCUGCGGCAUCCCCGUCUUCCUCUUGGAGACAGCGCUGGGCCAGUACACCAGCCAGGGGGGCAUCACAGCCUGGCGGAAGAUCUGCCCCCUCUUUGAGGGCAUCGGCUACGCCUCCCAGAUGAUCGUCGUCCUCCUCAACGUCUACUACAUUGUCGUCCUGGCCUGGGCCCUCUUCUACCUCUUCAGCAGCUUCACUGUCGACCUGCCCUGGGGGAGCUGCCGCCACCACUGGAACACAGAGCACUGCGUGGAGUUCCAGAGGACCAACGGCUCCCUGAAUGUGACCUCCGAGAACGCCACCUCUCCCGUCAUCGAGUUCUGGGAGAGGCGCGUCCUGAAGAUCUCGGAUGGCAUCCAGCAUCUGGGGGCCCUGCGCUGGGAGCUGGCCCUGUGUCUCCUGCUCGCCUGGGUCAUCUGCUACUUCUGCAUCUGGAAGGGGGUCAAGUCCACGGGCAAGGUGGUAUACUUCACAGCCACGUUUCCUUACCUCAUGCUGGUGGUCCUGUUAAUUCGAGUGACGCUGCCAGGGGCAGCUCAAGGAAUUCAGUUCUACCUGUACCCAAACCUCACGCGACUGUGGGACCCCCAGGUGUGGAUGGAUGCUGGCACCCAGAUCUUCUUCUCCUUCGCCAUCUGCCUCGGGUGCCUGACGGCCCUGGGCAGCUACAACAAGUACCACAACAACUGCUACAGGGACUGCAUCGCCCUCUGCUUCCUCAAUAGCGGCACCAGCUUCGUGGCCGGGUUUGCCAUCUUCUCUAUCCUGGGCUUCAUGUCUCAGGAGCAGGGGGUGCCCAUCUCUGAGGUGGCCGAGUCAGGCCCCGGCCUGGCUUUCAUCGCCUACCCCAGGGCUGUGGUGAUGCUGCCCUUCUCUCCACUCUGGGCCUGCUGCUUCUUCUUCAUGGUCGUCCUCCUGGGGUUGGACAGCCAGUUUGUGUGCGUGGAAAGCCUGGUGACAGCACUGGUGGACAUGCAUCCCCGUGUGUUGCGUAAGAAGAACCGGAGGGAGGUCCUCAUCCUCGGAGUGUCUGUCACCUCCUUCCUCGUGGGGCUGGUCAUGCUCACAGAGGGCGGUAUGUACGUGUUUCAGCUCUUUGACUACUAUGCAGCCAGUGGCAUGUGCCUGCUGUUCGUGGCCAUCUUCGAGUCCCUCUGUGUGGCUUGGGCCUAUGGAGCAGGGCGCUUCUAUGACAACAUUGAACACAUGAUUGGGUACAGGCCAUGGCCCCUCAUCAAAUACUGCUGGCUCUUCCUCACACCAGCCGUGUGCACAGCCACCUUCCUCUUCUCCCUGAUCAAGUACACCCCGCUGACCUACAACAAGAAGUACAUGUACCCGUGGUGGGGCGAUGCCCUGGGCUGGCUCCUGGCUCUCUCCUCCAUGGUCUGCAUUCCCACCUGGAGCUUCUACAAACUCAGCACCCUCAAGGGCUCUCUCAGAGAGAGAGUUCGCCAGCUCAUGUGCCCAGCUGAGGACCUGCCCCAGUGGGACAGGGCAGGACCCUGCCCCGCAACACCCAGGACAUCACUUCUCAUACUCACAGAAGUGGAGUCUCACUGCUAGGGGGACAGGCCCUGGGACAGUCCAGUAAGCCUGGCUAUGGGGACAGUUGCAGAAGGAAAGGGCAGCAGCAGCCCCACUGUGUUUCUUUGUCCCACCGGGGUGGGCAAGACAAGAGGGGACAUUUGGAAUCCUCCUCCUGAGCUGGGCUUCCACCCCAGGUCCUCUGCUGCAGGGGUGGCUGGACCGGUGUGAAGGGCCAGUAUUAAGGGGACUUGGGAGGCUGCGGGAGGGACAGGAGCUCUUUUUGGCUUCACUUCAUUCCAUUAAAUCCACCUUCUUCCCACCAGCUGCUAGCACUUCCGCCUGGUUCCUGCCCCACCUCACUUGCUGCCUUGACCACCCCCUGAUUUUUAAAGUGGGCCCUUAGGCCUGCCCCCUCCCUCCCCCUUCCGGCACCCCUCCCCCCAGGUCCUCCAUCACCAGACCCUCCGGCAGAUGGGCCGGCUCACCUCUAUCCCCGCACCCGCCUCACCCCGCCCCAGUCCCUCCCCUCCUCCUUCACUUUGUGGAUAAGAAAGGCAAUGGAGGUUGGGGGGGGGCGUGACAAGGAAGGAGGCCCCUGAGCCCUUGCUGGAGGAGGGAGGAAACGAUGGUGAGCUUCUUCCCGCCCGAUUUCCCUUGCCGUGUCCUUGUCUGACCCCAGCCGCCAAAACGGUGUGUGUGCGCGCCCAGGGCUUGGUGCUAGGGGCGCGAGAGAGCGACAGCGGCGACCGCUGGCCCCAGGCGGCAGGUCCGCGAAGCUCUGGCAGAGCGGGGCACUACCCGGCUCGGCCAGCAGAGGGAGCACCUUCUCCGGGACCAUCACCGCGCAGCUCGGCCAGCAGGAUGGACUCUGACGCCGCCACGAGGGGUGGCACCGCGGCAACCUCCGCUGGGCUGCAGGGCCUGGGCGCUUGGAUCGCCUGACAGGAGACAGGUGGAAGGCAGAGCCUUUGCGCCCUCGGGACAAUGGACGUGGCCUCGGCCCUGCAGCGCCUCUCUCCGGGAACGUGUGUGGAGGGGGGCGUGGGGAAUGCGGGCACACAGCGCAUUUCUCCCCGACCCGUGGAGGUUCUCUGUUCAGAUGGCUCUUCUUCCAGGGCUGUUCCCGGGAGGGGGAUUCUUAGAACUGCAGACCGAGCUGCACAGUAUUCCCUGGGUGAUUUUCUUAGUUUACUUGUCAGGUAGUGGGAACGUGCACUGAAGGCUUUGCCUGAAGUCUUUGGGUUUUGAUUCUUUGUUGUUGGGAGAGUUUAUAAAAAUCAAUGACAGCAGCCCUACUGUGUGUCAGUCCUGGCGGCUCCUUCCUGGACAGUGACUGGCUGUGCACUCCCAUCCCCCCCCUCCAGGGUGCCAGGCUCAAGAGGGUCCUAAGAUGGGAGAAAUAAGUCUGCUGGAGAAACAGGCAGGAACUGGAGGUACCACACCUGGCAUCCCCACACGUCUGAGAGCAUGUGCGGUGCACUUGCUUCCUGAUGCUGUGCUGUGCUCAGGACCCACAGGAGCAAAAACAGAUGCAUCUCUUGAAGGACAAAUGCUAUGAGAGAAGAGCGCAGGCUCUGAGAAAAAACAAGUGGGUGUGGGAAGGAUGAUCUAGUUCAGGGGGUCUGGGAAGGCUGUUCUGAGGGUGAGAUAUGUCUCUCUCACCAUCUGACCGAAGUUGCGAGACCCUGGGCGGCCAGGGAGGUGGGCCGGUCAGUUGUGGAGAUUGACAGCUUUGUUAAUGUCAGGACAAUGUGAACCAGGAUCAGGAGGUAUGGGUUCUAGUCCUCACCUGCUGUGGACCUGCUGGUUUCUUUGUGGAAUUCGGGUCUUCAUUUUCUGCAGAGAUGAUACUGUACACCCCACCUACACUUGGGUUUGUGGACAUAUUUCAAGCAAAUUCAUCCUAUUCUCCACGACCCUACUCCCCCCUGCCCCACACUGGGCUGUCAGUGAAACAGAAAAGCCCAGAAAGAGCUUAGACACCUCUUGCUGCCUCUCUGGCUUUCCCAGCCCCAGGCAUCAGGCUGUAUUGGACCCCAGAAAGAAGGCUACACAUUUCUGACCUAAGCAUUUUUCCUAGGAGGCAAGAGAGAGGAGCUAAAAUAUCCUGCAUGCUCUGGCCCAAGGGUCCUGCUCAGCACCAGCAGUUUUGUCCAAGAAAAGCAAGACCUGAGUCCUCCAAGCCCUGAUCUUUCCCCUGAUUCUGGGAGAGCAAUGCCCUCCCAGAAGAGGGAAGACCGGGAUCAUUUUUUCCCUCAAGCUGCAUCCAUCCAUCCAUCCAUCCAUCCAUCCAUCCAUCCAUCCAUUCUUCCAUCCAACCAUCCAUUCAUCUAUCUUUCCUUCCUUUCCUCCCCCCUUCCCUUCUUUCCUUCCUUCCUUCCUUCUUUCCAUUCAUCCUUCCAUACAUCCAUUGGGUGCCUACUCUGAGCCAGCACUGUAUUGAAUGCUAGAGGCAGAAACAAAGAACUAUGAAAUGUGACCCUUUAGAUAGUCAGAGUCUGGAAACCAGUAUGCUGCAGUGGAAUGAGUGUGGAUUUUUGGAGCCGAGAGGCCCAGCCCAGCUUCAAAUCCCAGCUCCCUCAUUUACUAGUAUAUGGUCUUAGGACACAUCAUUAGCUUCUAUUCAUCCCAAUUUUCUUAUCUGUAAAAUGGGCUAAUAAUUCCUACAUUUCAAGGUCUUGUGAGGACAAGCUGGGGUAACAUGUAAAGCACUUGCCUGAGUUAGAUGCUCAGGAACUAGUGCCAUGCCAGGCCCUCUAAAAGCAGGUGUGGGUUAGAAGAUGGCCGUGGUGAGGAGAACAUUCAGUGGUUUUCACUGCAGCAUGAUAACAGAUUCAUUUAAGCAUAUUUCAUCUUGACUCUGGACCCUUCCCAACAUAGAAGCAGCCCAGCCCAGGUAGGGUUUCCAGGUAACUUAGGGAUUCCUACCUUUUGCAAAGACAGGGGUCUCCUGCCUCCAGGGGUUUACCAAUUGUUCUGAAUGCCCAGUGGGUUGGGUGGGCUUGAGUAAGGGGGGGAUGGGAGUUACAGGGAAGCCAGGUCUAGCAGGGCAGCUCUGUCCUGUGAAGUGAAGAAGAGAUGACACAGGUAAUCCCUUAUUACAGAAAGUCCUGCAGAAAGCCUACACACUGUAGGCACGAAGUAACAUUUUCAAAAGAAUGACUGAACCAGGAAACGCAUCCUCUGCCCAGCCUGAUUUUCUUCCCGCCCGCUCCCCCUCCCACAGAGACUGGGCCUUUUGUCCUGGAGUAGCUGCAACCAGGUGGUCACGUUGACUUUGGUGUCCCCUCGCAGCGGGCUGCGUGGUUGACACACGGUAGGCCCGGCGUGAAGGGUCAGGGCAUGGCAGCGAGCAGUCACCGCAUCCCAGCUGAGUGCAGGGGAAACGCCUCUGCCUCUGCGGAGCUGCACCCUCCCCGGCUCCGCCCACC
Sus scrofa (pig) is the source of this 8332-nucleotide messenger RNA. RefSeq names its product solute carrier family 6 member 13 (gene SLC6A13). Gene Ontology annotation, biological process: sodium ion transmembrane transport; amino acid transport; neurotransmitter transport. Lineage: Eukaryota; Metazoa; Chordata; Mammalia; Artiodactyla; Suidae. The record is from RefSeq and is a predicted model, not a curated record. Gene Ontology annotation, cellular component: plasma membrane; cell projection. Gene Ontology annotation, molecular function: gamma-aminobutyric acid:sodium:chloride symporter activity.